UUCCUGCUGCCAUUGACUAAAACCGAGAGCUGGCAUCCUGCGGGGAAAAAAGCACAUCAAACAGCUUUACAUACGCGCGUCCAUACUGGCGAUUAUUCCUCCUUUCUACAGGAUUGUUUGUUUUAUACAAUGAUGACCACGUCCAGCUGAGGGGUCUCAGUGUAAUAUCUGGAGCAGCUCGCCUCACAACAGUCAUUUAUGAUUUAUUAUCGAGAUGAUAUGAAUGUCAAUCGGUCAAGGUCCGCUCUCCUGAUGCAACAGCCACGGCUGCAUUUCCAGGUUUCCGAUGGUGAACAUCUGCCACAAGCGUUUGGAUGAAUCUCUGGUGUUAUUUUCAGUAUUUUCUGGCUGUGUGAGAGAGGAUUGAGAUUGCUGAAGCAGCGUGGGAGCCUCGACACUGUGGGAAUGACAUGCUGCAGUAAAGAUGGGAAACUGGGAUUAAUAACAAUAUGGAUGAAGAGGCAUUGAUGAUGUGACUGCAGGUCUUAUUAAAUGAAAAAGGAAAAUGCUUGACAGUCUAUGUCCUGUGCAGAGAUCUUUGGAAAUCUGAGUAAGUCACUUGUUUUUUUCGCAGUGGACUGUGCCACAUCGUCUGAACCGUAUCUUUAAACACGUAGGAUCUCCUCCAAACCCACCAUAUAAUUACAUGAACAGCUUUACAGUAGAACGAGUAACCUCAACGUGAAGGAGUAGAACUAAUCCGAGAAGGCACCAUGUCUGCAGUGAUGAUAACACGCAAGGUGCGAAAAUGGGAGAAGCUCCCGGGGAAGAACACUUUCUGCUGCGACGGGCGGGUGAUGAUGGCCCGGCAGAAAGGAGUCUUCUACCUGACCCUCUUCCUCAUCGUGGGGACCUGCGCCCUCUUCUUCGCCUUCGAGUGUCCAUAUCUGGCCGUCCAUCUGUCUCCUGCCAUCCCAGUUUUCGCUGCCCUGCUCUUCCUCUUCGUCAUAGCCAUGCUUCUGAGAACCAGCUUCAGUGAUCCUGGGGUGCUGCCGCGAGCCCUACCAGAGGAGGCCUCAUUCAUUGAGAUGGAAAUUGAGGCCGCCAACGGGAAUGUCCCUGCAGGGCAGAGACCCCCGCCUCGAAUCCGCAACGUGCAGAUCAACAACCAGAUCGUCAAGUUGAAGUACUGCUACACCUGCAAGAUCUUCCGGCCACCGAGAGCAUCUCAUUGCAGCAUCUGUGACAACUGUGUCGACCGUUUUGAUCACCACUGUCCGUGGGUGGGCAACUGCGUGGGCAAGAGAAACUACCGAUACUUCUACCUGUUCACCAUGUCCCUCUCCCUGCUCACCAUUUACAUCUUCACCUUUGACAUCGUCCAUGUCGUCAUGCGUUCGGUGGAUAAUGGCUUCCUGAACACUUUGAAGGAAACACCUGGGACUGUGCUGGAGGUGCUGGUUUGUUUCUUCACCCUGUGGUCGGUGGUGGGACUGACCGGCUUCCACACCUACCUGAUCUCCCUCAACCAGACCACCAAUGAAGACAUUAAAGGAUCUUGGUCGGGGAAAAACAGAGUCCAGAACCCGUACAGCCACAAGAAUUUUAUCAAAAACUGCUGUGAGGUUCUCUGUGGGCCGACAUACCCGAGCGUCUUGGACAGAAGAGGAGUGAUGCAGGAGGAUCUGGCUGUUUCUGCAACGCCCGAUGCACUGCCCUCCUCCCAUUCAUCCUCCAGCAGCAGCAACCCAGUGCCACAAACCACGCAUGCUGUCCUCUGCCUACAGAAAACCACUGCUCCACUCAUCCCCAAUGAGCACACACCUGAUGAUGCCAAGCCAAGCAUUGCUGACACAGCAGAGAAGAGCUCCUCCACCACAGAGGAGCACUCUUCGCUUGAGAAGGUCCCGCCCCUGGCUUCACCCGAGACUGAUGUUGAGACCUCUAUCGCCAAGGACAAGAUCCAUUAGCUGCACCGAGGGGGCAGGGCCUUGUCCUAGCCCCUCCCCAACACCCUGUAACUGAAACACUCAUAAUCAAUACUUGAUUACUGUGCGGGUUAUUCCCGCCCUACAUUCCACCAGGAGAGCUGAGCUUUUGCAGCAGCUCCUCCUCUUCCUCCCCUCCUCACCAGAUGUUGCAGAGCUGUUUGAUUGACACUUGCUCCUGCAGGGGGGAGGGAUUUAAAGGAAAGUCAGCAGCGUCCUCUGUCUCCUGAACACUGCAUGGAAAAGACACACAGGGGAAGAACUGCAAAUACAAAAAAAAAAACUCCAGGCAUACGACAUCCCCAUAGAUCACCUGUGGGCUGCUGUGAUUGUUUCUGUUCUUCAUUUAAAACUGCAUAAUGACUUUUAUUGUGAAAGGCCAGUUCAGUAUACUCCUUGCAAGCGUUUGGCCAAGACAAUAUGACUCUGGACAUGUAAAAAAACUUCAUGCAUACAGUCAGUUUUCUGUUGUGUGUCCAUUACAUGCCCUAUGCAAACCAUGUAAGGCUGGACCAGCAGCUUUGAAUGAGAAGGGUCACACCUGUGAGUGUGCGUGUGUGUGCGUGUGUGUUUGUGUGUGUGUGUGUGUGUGUGUGUGUGUGUGUGUGUGUGUGUGUGUGUGUGUGUGUGUGUGUGUACACAUGAUGUCCAGGCAGGGGGAGGACAUGCAAAUCUUCAGAUAUUUCCUUCCAGGCAAGUCAAACCUUGUAUUCUGAUAUUGCUGCAUUCAGUACUGUUGUUACUUGUGUGCAUCUUUCUUUUUCUUAAAGUGAUCAGAUCCAGACCUGUCCUUCCAUUUUUAUAUAAUCAAAGAUGUAGUCAGAUGUCGGUGCUCUGGAAUACAUGAAAAAGCUUCAUCGCUUAGCCAGAGCCCCAGGUGUUUGAGUGCGAGAAGGCCUGACUUCUGAUGAUAGUAGACACUAGUGUUAACAGUGCCUUAUCAAAUGUAACUGAGGUCCACUAACAGAGAUGCCCUAGACAUCUGUUUAAACCGCUGAUAGUGUUAAAAGACAAAUGCUCAUGUUUAGCCCAGUGGUUCCCAACCUGGUGUUUAGGACCCCUUUAAGGAAGCUAAGCUAAUAGGAUAUAAUUAUUAUUAAAUAUUAUUAAUUUUGAGGAAACAUUAUGCCCACUUUUUUUUUGCAAAGAAUCAGAUAAAAAAUAUACCACCGUCAUUUCUCUAUUCUGAAUGUAAAAGCUUCUGCUAGCACCUAGCACAAAGCCUGAAAACAGCCUUGUAGUAUCUAUAUUCCUCAAAAAACAAUUCUGUGGUUUGAUAUCUGGAACUCAUUCUUACAUUUCUGUUGUUAAUUUUGCACAAUAAACCAAUAAUGACUGAGGAUGACAAAUUUAACAUUUGAUCAAUGAUAGAAAAAUGUUUGCAAUGUUUCCCUCAUGAAUUAUAUUAAUAAUCUCUACUGAGUCAUUUAAAAAAAAAAAUGUGAGAAAGAUUCUUUUUGGGUUGAACUGAUCAUAGUUUGUCAAAGUAUACAACCUGUAAGAGGAAGUAUCUCCUCUUCUGAGGGGGUCAAAUGCUCUGAAGGUUGGGAACCACUAUUCGAGACUUUGAGAAGCAAAAACUAAGCAAAGCCAUCGUUGCACUGUACAUAGUUUUAGCCAGUGAAGAAGUACUGAAAACCUCUCAGACUGUCGGUAAGGAGGAAAGUUUUAAUUUAUUUAUUUGUUGAAAGUAUAAGUGCAUACACUGUUGAUGAAGCUGCCUGUACGUUGGGCACCUCCUCCUGCAAAUGACUCCUGAGCUGAUCUUCCUUUACAUCCUCUCUCCUCCUGCCAUCUCCACCCUCUUUUAAAACAUCUCUAGUCUUAACUCCUCUCCUUUUCCUUACAUCCUUGCCGUGACAGUUGCUCCUACAGUACGCCUGAGGCCCCCCUGCUGCAGCUGUCUGUGGCAGGCUCAUUAUGGCAGAGAAUAAAGCUGAAGCAGAGAGGAAGACGCUCGAUGCUUUUAUCUUGACGGGUCUGUGUAUUUCAGACAGAGCAUAGCCUGUAAUGUGGCUUCUGGAUAGUUUCUUUUGUUUCGGUCACAGAUCACUGGAGGGGACAAGAAGAGAGAAAGAAGUGAAGUUGAUAAUUAGUAUUUAAAUGAUGUUAGCUGGUAGCGAGAGUUUGUAAUAGUGAUUGUGUUGUAUGCAAGACAGAGUCGGUGUUUGUAAAAUAUAAUUGUGUAGAAAUUCUAGUGCGUCAACAGCAUUGCAGCAGAUAUGAGAUGAUUUAUUCUAGGACUCAAAGCGGUCACUAUUUCUUCUGAUCUCCUAAGUCCUUAAUCCAAACAUUCCCCAAACAUAGAGAAGAAAAAGACUUGAAUGUGGAAAAGAUGUAAGACUAUUUUCAUUGGCGUAGUCAAGCUUAUUGAAUAUUUAGGUCAUCAGGGAAGGACUUUGUUGUUAAUCUGAUACAUAAUUUGGAUGAUAUACUAUCAAAAAUUUAAAUAAUUUGAUACAUUAUUUAUUUAGUUUUGUCCAAGACAUUCAAAAUGAUUAAAUUCACUAAAAUACUGCAAAAAAAAAACUAUUUGAGAUCUGGAACGUAGCACAUUCAGAAUGUGUUUUCCUUGAAUGAUUGAGAAAAGAGUUGUUGACUAUCAAUAAUCUGUUCAUGGACUAGUUGCUUAAUCCUGUUGUUUGAGCCCAAGUGAAACUUGGAACUUUUAACAAUGCUUCUCCAGACAGAAGAGGAGAUAAAUGACACAUCUCUGCUAGAAGCUGUAAAGAGUGCAGCAGUAUUAUGUGGUAGAGUAAAAAAAAAUCAAACUGUGACAAUUUUAGGGAAAAACUUUCCAAACAAGAAGCCAAAAAUCAGUUUUUAAAGAUAAGGAGGCCAUCUUUCAGGUGUGGAAAGUAUUUACAGACAGCUAGGUGUCUUUGAUGGUUCUGCAUUGCUGUCCCCAAGAAGCAAGAAUGUAUGGGACUGAGUUUUUGUUGAAUCUGUGUUGGUAUGCAGAUUUUAAAGGAAAAGGUUAACAUUGAUUUUUAGCUCUGAAGGUUUGCAGACUGUUGAGCCAAGCGUAACUCUUGUAUGUAUGAACCCUGUGUUUAAAAUGCCAUGACGUGGUCAGAUCUGAAUGCUCUGAUCAAUCUAUUACAUUAUGUAUACAGAUACAGUUAUAUAACAUGAUGGAACUCUUUAUUUAUGUUCACUUUGUUAAGUAUCAACACUGUGACUAUAUGUAUUUCAUUCAACUUACUUCACUUCUUUUUACAUGAUCAAAGUGUCUGGUAAAUAAACAAUAUUGUCUUAAUUA
Notolabrus celidotus (New Zealand spotty) is the source of this 5190-nucleotide messenger RNA. RefSeq names its product zinc finger DHHC-type palmitoyltransferase 9 (gene zdhhc9). Bases 714 to 1910 code for a protein of 398 amino acids. NCBI's taxonomy places the organism in Eukaryota, Metazoa, Chordata, Actinopteri, Labriformes, Labridae. The transcript has 9 exons. Gene Ontology annotation, biological process: protein targeting to membrane; peptidyl-L-cysteine S-palmitoylation. Gene Ontology annotation, molecular function: protein-cysteine S-palmitoyltransferase activity. The record is from RefSeq and is a predicted model, not a curated record. Gene Ontology annotation, cellular component: endoplasmic reticulum; Golgi apparatus.